AUGUGCUAUUUGAGUUCAAUUUUAAGUAGAUGGGAUACUGAUUUGUCCAGCAUUGCCGCCUGUUACAAUACGAUCACGAAUCACGGUCACUCUUUUUCACUGAUUCUAUUCAUAAUAGUGUCCAAACUUAUUCCUUCAAGGAAAGCAAAGUAUUUGACGCUGCGGAGGUAUUGUUCCUCUCGUGCUCUGACAGCCCAUCCCUCAGCCGUCGUUUCGUUUGCCAUCUCAUGUGAUUCGAACCUUAUUUUAUCCUGCUCCGCAAAUCCUCCAGUGAUUCAAGUUCACAACCGGUUAUUGGCGACCACCAUUGCAGUCGCCCCUCGUGCUUCUACGACUUCGGUAAACAUCUGCGUAUUCCAUCCUACUCACCGAAACAUAUUUGUUCUUGCAUUCAACGAUGGUGUUCUCGCGGCCUACGACUAUAGUAAGAUAUCAGGGGGGGGCAGCGCGAGGAGAGAUCAUGGAACAGGUAUCGGACAAGGGGACCUGAAAGAGAUUCAUACAUUCCGCCACUUACACGAUCCCAGUGUCGCCGGGUCAUCGGGAAUCACUGGUGUGCAAUUUCUCCCCGGAUACCGGAGUAGGGCUGUUACUGUGGGUGAAGACGGGAGGGCUUUUCUUGUAGAUUUUGGUAUGCGUGACACGCUCGGAAGCUGGCAUACCGGAGCCCCAGCUACCAGUCUGACUGUAAGGUCUACAGCGGCAAAGACCGGCGAUCGAGAUGACCCGAAAGCUUACCUGAUCGCAGUUGGAUCUGUCCAUGGUAGGUGCUACGUCUAUGACGGCCAUGGAAAUAAGGUUGGCGAGCAGGUUGUUGAUGUCGCGGGAGGGAAGAUCCUUGGGGUUGAGUGGGUUGCUGGCGAUAUAUGUAUUCCACUGAACUCAGGAACCUGCGAUCCAAAUUUAUAUUCCCACAACCGGUCGCGCCCCGGUUCGGAGCCUCCCGCCAAAGUACGGGAAGGGCUAAGAGCCAGAACUGGAAGUCGUCUAGCCACUAAAAAUCGAAACCCAUCCCGCUCCUCAGAGCCCCAGCCCCCAAUUCCUGGUGGCAAAGAUAUUGGGGAUUCCUUUUCAAAACUGGGUGCGGGGGCGGGACUAGAACGUAAUGAUGUCGAGGAAGUGACCAAUCAAGGUUACAUGAGACUUUUCAGCCCCGUGAAAAAGAAGCGACCGCUGAGGGCUUCACCAACGAAUGAGAAGAAGUCAACUUCAGCAGCGCAGAACUUGGAUCCCCAAGAACGAGCUCUAAGGAUGGAAACCCAGAGAACCUCCAUUAGCGCCCCACCCCUAUGGAGCGGGUCUGGGGAAAAGACCCCACAGCCGUUGGCGCCGGUAAUCAGAAAUGACGGUCCUGGCCAGACACCGAACACUGUGACCAAAACUGAGGGGAAAACAGUGCACAAGCAGGGCCGGGACUGGAGGUAUACUAAGACCACACAAUCGUCCGUCACUGUCAAGCACGUUUCCUCUGGGACUUCUAAGGGACAACCAGUCACUGACAAGACGCGUGAUGGGAAAUUUCUGAGUGAUAUUCGGUCAGUGAGGGCAAGGGUUAUGGGGCAGACUGGCAAACCAGUACGUGGUAAUCUGGCACUAUUUGCUCCGUAUAUGCCGGGGAAAUCCAAAGGGGAACGCCCCCGAAGCCCCGAGGUUGUUAGGGAAAAGAGAAUUAGUCCGGGGAGAUUGGCACCGGAUCCGAGGCCCGAGACAUCAAGUGGGGCGCGAGUUGUUAGGGCGAUGGACGGAAGUAACAACGAGGAGAAACCUACUACACAAGCUGCAGACGAAGCAGUAACUACUGUUGCUGAUAAUGAGGCAACAGCUGUUGAUGACGGGUCAAUUGAAGCGGAUAUUUGGUUAGCAGAGGGGAAAGAGGCCAGAAGGAGUCGCAAGAGGAAGCAAUCUAAUGCUGACCAGGCUCCCGAAACACUUUUGGGUCUUGAUGACUCCGCCGGGGGCAGGCGGUCUCUCACCGGCUCUUUCAAAAGCCGCAAAACCGUUUCCUGGCAAGAUGAAGCAAGGAUGACACGGGACAUUCCUAUAGGACAUGAUACCGAAGACCAUUCGUUUCUUCCCAAGCUUUCAGGAAGCGGCUCCCCAAAACCCAAUAGCUCUAGGCAAGAUAUAUCACCUCCCCCUCACCAUCCUCCGAUCACCGGUAGCUUUUCGGGAUCAGCUCCCUUCUCCAUAGUCGGAAUGCAAUUACCAGGAGCCGAAAACGCCGAGCUGCGAUCUGCUCUACACAACAUGGUUAUGGAGAUGCAAAUUGCACUCAAGUCUGAAAUAACCGACAUGCGAGCAGAAAUGAGUGAGCGGUUUCGGCAGCAGGAUAUCAUCCUUCGCAACAUAGGCCACGAAGUCCAAAUGGUCAGACAGGAGAAUCAAAAUCUUAGAAACCGGCUAUCUGAGGCACUCGACACGUUAUGAGAUCGGUCACGGGCCCGGGUGCCUUCUUGAUAUGGGAGGGAGGAAGGUUAAGGGUUUGGUUCAUGGCGUUUUUCUGAAACAUUUUCGUUUUGAGAUGGCGUUAGGCAUCGUCUGUGGUUGUACGGGCUUGGGGUUUCAGGAGCAUAGUGGGAGGUUCUGGUUGUCCUUGUGUAGUCCAAUUGCACUUGUAUUGCUAGUUGAAUAUUGGAGGCUAAUGAAUUACGACAUAUUGCUUAUUUAUGUCGUUUACUUAUCGA
Messenger RNA from Tuber melanosporum (Perigord truffle), 2684 nucleotides. RefSeq lists its product as uncharacterized. Bases 1 to 2427 code for a protein of 808 amino acids. Lineage: Eukaryota; Fungi; Ascomycota; Pezizomycetes; Pezizales; Tuberaceae. Gene Ontology annotation, molecular function: protein binding. The transcript is spliced from 3 exons. The record is from RefSeq and is a predicted model, not a curated record.